UUUGAGACGAAGGGAGUAAUUAGAAACAACAGACUUCGGGUACACAGGAGACCGAAUCAGGGAAUCUCGCAGUUACGGCACACAUUUCUAGUUCUCCUUGUUCUCUUCGUCUUCAAAGUCCAACUCUCUGAUCAACACUCUUCCCUUCCAUUAACCCAAAAUCGAUAAACAAAUCCAACAAAAAUGUCUCAGAAUCCAACAUACGACGUGAUAAUCUUAGGUGCUUCAGGUUUUACUGGUAAAUACGUUAUUAGAGAAGCUCUCAAAUUCCUCAACGUUCCAUCUUCCCCUUUGAAAAACUUAGCCAUAGCUGGCCGUAACACUUCCAAACUUUCCCAGGCUCUACAAUGGGCCUCCGGCCCAAACCCACCACCCCAAAUCCCAAUCCUCGCCGCCGACACAACCGACCCGUUUUCUCUCCGGCACCUCGCUUCCCAGACUAAGAUCAUUCUCAACUGUGUCGGCCCGUUUCGUCUUUACGGCGAGCCCGUUGCUGAAGCAUGUGUUGAUUCGGGCUGCGAUUACUUGGAUAUAUCUGGAGAGCCUGAGUUUAUGGAGAGGAUGGAAGUGAAGUAUCAUGAUAAGGCUGUGGAAAAUGGUUCGUUGGUUGUUUCGGCUUGUGGGUUUGAUUCUGUUCCUGCUGAAUUGGGGUUGAUGUUCAAUUCAAGGCAGUGGUUGUCCCCGGCUGUUCCUAAUUCGGUUGAGGCUUACGUUAGUUUAGAAUCGGAUAAGAGAAUUGUUGGAAACUUUGCAACGUAUGAAUCAGCGGUGCUUGGCGUGGCUAAUGCGGAUAAAUUACUGGAGUUAAGACGGAACAGACCAAAGAGGCCUCGUCCUGUGAUUCCUGGUCCUCGUCCUCCUAAUGGUCCGUUGAUGGACCACCAAAAGGAAAUUGGCGUUUGGGCUGUAAAGUUACCAUCAGCAGAUGCCAUUGUAGUCCGAAGAACACUUUCAUGUUUGGCUGAAAAUCCUAAUGGUUUACCAGGUGUUAAUGAAAGCACUGAACAUGUUGAGAGGAGGGAGGCAUUUUGGUCAAGCAUAAAACCAGCUCACUUCGGUGUGAAGAUAGCUUCAAAAUCUGUAUUAGGUGUUGUUCGUUUCAUUACAGUUGGUGUGUUCAUUGGUCUCUUUGCUAAAAUUGGUAUAGGGAGGUGGCUGCUAUUGAAAUUCCCUUCAUUGUUCAGUCUUGGAUGGUUCAGGAAAAAAGGUCCAACUGAAGAUGAAGUGGCAAGUGCUACCUUUAAGAUGUGGUUUGUCGGACACGGGUUUAGCGAUGGCAGUCUUGCAUCUCAAGGAAACAGGAAGCCUGAUACGGAGAUAAUUACAAGAGUAAUGGGACCUGAGGUUGGUUAUUUGACAACUCCGAUCAUUCUAGUCCAGUGUGCUCUCAUUUUGCUCAAGGAACGACACAAUCUUCCAAAGGGAGGUGUUUUACCGCCCGGGAUCGUGUUUGGACCAACAGACCUCCAAGACAUGCUUCAACAGAAUGGAAUAUCUUUUGAUGUUAUUUCAAAGAAUACUGUCUAACUUAAUGUUUGUGCCCUUUUAGUCGCAUGGGGAAACCCGAACUUCUUCCUAAGGGAAAAUGAAACUAAUUACUUUUGCUUUAA
Messenger RNA from Capsicum annuum, 1610 nucleotides. Its product is annotated as probable mitochondrial saccharopine dehydrogenase-like oxidoreductase At5g39410. The transcript has 2 exons. Bases 184 to 1527 code for a protein of 447 amino acids. Gene Ontology annotation, cellular component: lipid droplet; plasma membrane; mitochondrion. Lineage: Eukaryota; Viridiplantae; Streptophyta; Magnoliopsida; Solanales; Solanaceae. The record is from RefSeq and is a predicted model, not a curated record. Gene Ontology annotation, biological process: glycolipid biosynthetic process.